AGUUGCCGUCGCAGUGUCAAGCGGUUUACUUCUGAAGUUGGGGCUGCUUCUGCGCAUCGCUACUGUUCCCCGUCAAGGUUGCUGUCUGAACGAGGAUGGCCAAGCGCCAAUCAAAUGGUGGUGGGCGUAAAGCUCCAGAGUCAGAUUACCAGCGUGAAAUGCGCAAAGCUUUUGAGAGGUCCAACAAAGAAAACCAACCACUUGAUAAUCGAGCCCUCGUUCCGCAGCUUAUGCGCGAGCUGGUAGAGGUGCACCGCUACCGUGGGACGCUGCAACAGCAGCAGCAGCAACAGCAGCAGCAGCAGCAGCAAGACGCCGCAAUGGCGCUGCCGACCAGCCUCAAGCGGCGCACGCCAGUGCCGCCCAGGGAGCUGCCUUCACUCCGCUCACAGACGGCGCAGUCAGGCGGGAGCUUCCACAGUGGGCCACGCGUCGCUGAUCCAGAGAGAAGCAGGCGUGAUUUUGAAGGCACCCCGAGUCCUAAGGCCAAGGAUGCCGAGAACGUGGAGGUCCCUCGCCCGCUAAGCCCGGACGAGCAGUUCGAACUAGACUUGAUGUUGGCCAUUGAACGAUCACUUGAGGAAAACUUCACACCUCUGGGCAACCCAUCUCCAUACGUUCAGAUGCCUGAGAAGGAUGAGGACAUACCACAUGGAGAGAUGACUGUUAAAGCAGAUGUACAUCAUGGAGGAAUCACAGCAACACAGUUUGUUACUGGUGGGCAGUUACCACCCAAACAUCCGGAUCUUGGGCCUACAACAAGGCAGUUUCCAGCUGAGUCACUCUACACUGUGCCUCUUAGGAAUAAAAAUGGGGGUUCAACAAAAAUUGAUAGAAGUGUAUCUCCUACAUCAUCUUCAGAUUCUUCAAGUGAUCGCCCACCAACACCCCGCCCACAAAGCUGGGUCCCUUUUGCAAUGAAGUAUGUAGAGGAAAACUCUAAACAAAAUAUCAAUCAAGAAGAAGAAUUUGAAGACAAUAAGCUACAGGAGCUUAAAUACAUGCUUUCUGAUGAGGAACGAGAUGAAUUAGAAACACAGCUAGCAAUACAACGUUUACUGGAAGAAGUAUUCACAGAAUCUAAUGCUAGGUCUAUUGGAGGGCAGCAAACCAUGAUACAUGCAGGCCACGAGAAACAGCUAAACAAUUAUCAGUCAGGAAUGUGCCAUACAGCCACACCUCAGCCAACACAUCUCAGUGCAAAUACUCCCAUUAGCAUGAGUGGACAGUAUGCUGGAAGUGAUGAUACAGUGAUGGUGCCAUCCAAGGGGGAAGAAGUAACCAAUAAUGUACCUGGAACAGUCUGCACUAGCCCACCUAAACCAGCUCGCCUUUAUGUACGUGGUGUAAAUGCACCAUCUGGCUUGGUGGAGCCAUUUGCUUCAGUGGUUCCAAGGAUUAGAAAUGUACGAUGCCCACCUCCAAGCCCUACUGAUGAAGGCUGGGAAAACAUUCUCCCUUUACCAUCGGAUGGGCCUCAACAGGACUCCACCACUGAACAGCAGGCCAAUGCCAGCUGUGGAAGCUUCGUGGAGUCCUUCCUGCAUGGUACAAAUGCAGUGGGUCGCCAUUUACGCUUGCUGGGGAACUAUGUAUGGCGUUAUGUGUGCUGCUGCAAGCCCAUACAAGGCACUUGUGCUUCCAAUUAAACUUGGUUCUAUCCUGGUAAAACAGAUUUUCAGGUGCCAGCCAGUGCUUGAGGGAGAACCAAGAUAAAAGAUACCUGCAGGAUAAGCAUGGACUUAUUAUUUUAUAGUUGUUGCAUUUUUCUCUGAAAUAUUGACAGUAAAGUUUUAUGAUGAAUGUGGAAGUGGCAGAAUUUCAGUAAGCUGUGUGAGGUGUUUGAGAACUGCAUAUUCAGUGGAGCUAAGAAGACAGCUUCAGAAAAACAUGACACAACUACUUAAAAUGUAGGCUUGACUACAGAUACAUUGUUAUCUGAACAGUUUUGUAGUGAAGUUCAGAUUGUUGAGAAGAAACAAACUUAUAAUUAUUUGCUGAUCUUAAAUAUUAAAAACAUUGUUCUUGUUUAAACAACAUUCAUUGUAUGCAAACUAAACAUCCCAUCCAUGUAUUCUUUUUCAACAAAUAUGCAAGAAUAUGUCUGGCUUAGAAUGAACAAGCAGGAACUCAACCAGUUCUAUAAUUUUUUGUCUGACUGUAUAAAUAUUGGUGAAGAAGGUUGUAAGAGAAAAUAACCCAGUUGCCAGAAAAAUCUGUUAUAACUGACUUUCAGUAGCUCGAUAAAAACAGAAAAAUGGUGGAUUUGUGAUUAUAAUCCAUGUAUAUUCUUGUGAAAAUACACUUGUGUUAUAGUGAAAUGAAUUUAUGCAACUGACUACGCAAGGGAAACAUGUUGUAUACAAUGGCAAAAACAUUAUUUUAUUAAUGAUGUUAUAUCUAUAGAAAUAAGAAACAUAUAAUUUUUGUAUGUGAUAAUAAAGUUUUGUCGUUGCCAAAUAAUAAUCUGAUGUAAUGUGACUUCUUGAAUUUUUAGAAAAAUAAAAACUAGUUAAUUAUA
Messenger RNA from Schistocerca gregaria, 2521 nucleotides. RefSeq names its product histone-lysine N-methyltransferase 2D-like. NCBI's taxonomy places the organism in Eukaryota, Metazoa, Arthropoda, Insecta, Orthoptera, Acrididae. The transcript is spliced from 15 exons. The record is from RefSeq and is a predicted model, not a curated record. Bases 96 to 1649 code for a protein of 517 amino acids.